This is a messenger RNA of Durio zibethinus, 1560 nucleotides long. Its product is annotated as THUMP domain-containing protein. Gene Ontology annotation, biological process: tRNA modification. Gene Ontology annotation, molecular function: RNA binding. The record is from RefSeq and is a predicted model, not a curated record. NCBI's taxonomy places the organism in Eukaryota, Viridiplantae, Streptophyta, Magnoliopsida, Malvales, Malvaceae.
AAUUGAAAAAAAAAAAAAAAAAAAAGAAAAUCUUACUCUAAUAAAGCUGAGAAAUGUAACCGAACCCUCGAGUCUGAUGUACAAAACAUUUGAGCUUCAGCCUCGUUCGUAGACAACUCUCCAAUGGCCACCGAAAACAAAGCAAAACCCAACACUGCCACAACCAAAGGAAAGAAGAGGAAGCAAUAUCUUCCCUAUAAUAAAGCAGUUAAGAAGAGAGGCGCUUAUCCAUUAAGGCCUGGGGUUCAAGGUUUCUUUAUCACUUGCGAUGGUGGCAGAGAACGCCAAGCUGCUCAUGAAGCUAUCAAUGUUAUUGACUCUUUCUUUGAAGAGCUAGUCCAUGGAAAGGAUUUCAGAGAGGAACCUGCUGGGUUACCAAAUAAGCCUAUAAAUAAAAAGAUUACUUUCUCAUAUAGUGAUGAUGAGGCAGAUGAUGAUGAAGAAGAGGAGGGUGAUGAUGAGGGAGAGGAGGAAGGGCAACAGGAAAUGAUUAAAUCAGAUACUAGUAGAGAAAAUGAUGCUAGUCAAGAAAGUCUAACAAAUAAAGAUUUGGAUCAUCAUAAUUUAGAUGAUGUAUGCCAUGGAAAGGUAACGGAAGAGACUAAUGAUAGUAAAAAGGAUGGAGGAAAUAUUGAAAAUCAAGCAGAUUCUGAGGAGCCACCAGUGAAGAAACAAUGCCUCGAAAUAGAUACAUCAAAGUCUGCAACCAAUGAAAAAGAGAAAUCCAUUGAUAAGCUUAUUGAAGCUGAGCUCACAGAGCUUGGAGAUAAGAGUAAGAGGCGGUUCCUCAACCUUGAUUCUGGUUGUAAUGGUGUUGUCUUUGUUCAAAUGCGGAAGAGAGAUGGGGAUCCUGGCCCUAAAGAUAUUGUGCAGCAUAUGAUGACAUCUGCUGCAUCAACAAGGAAGCACAUGUCAAGGUUCAUUUUAAGAGUCUUACCAGUUGAAGUAGCAUGCUAUGCUUCAGAAGAGGAAAUUACAAUAGCAAUGAAGCCUCUAAUUGUGCAGUAUUUUCCAGUGGAGACACAGAACCCUAAGAAGUUUGCUGUACUGUACGAGGCCCGUGCAAAUUCUGGUAUUGACAGGAUGAAAAUUAUAAAUUCAGUUGCUAAGUCUAUACCUGCACCGCACAAAGUUGAUCUUAGCAAUCCUGAUAUGACAAUUGUGGUUGAAAUUGUUAAGACUGUCUGCUUGAUCGGAGUUGUUGAGAAGUACAAGGAGUUGGCAAAAUAUAACCUGAGGCAACUUACAUCGCCAAAGCAAUAGAUGCCGGUUACAUUGGAGCUGCAGCGUUUAAAAGUCCUGUUAACACUUACAUCAAUGCCGGUAGUGAUUAGGUUCAAUCUCCAUCAAUUUCAAAUAUUGAGGAUUUGGACUCAUAAGGUGAAGUUUUAAGAGAUCAUUUCCGUUAGGAAGCUAGGUUUAAUGGGAGAAAGAGGAGAGUUACCAUACUAUGUUGAAUUUGGACAACUUUCUUCUAUGUUUCAUUGAAACGUGGAACGUAAAGCAAACCUUCUCCCAUCUUUGGCAAUGAUAGUUACUUAUUGAAAAGCUUCAUUGAAA